Messenger RNA from Maylandia zebra (zebra mbuna), 552 nucleotides. The record is from RefSeq and is a predicted model, not a curated record. NCBI's taxonomy places the organism in Eukaryota, Metazoa, Chordata, Actinopteri, Cichliformes, Cichlidae.
CCUCUCGAGCCUCUCGAUUAUCAAAGACAUGUCUUUAAAUUGCUGCAUUCAUCUUUCCCUGACUAGUCUCCUGGUUCCUGCUGCCAUAAACCUUCCCCACAGCAUCCUGAUGCCACCACUUGUUCACCUGUAGAGAUGGUAUUGGCCAGAUUGAGUGGCUGUAACCUUUCAGGGAGAAGCUGUGAAGUUCUGUCUGCUCUCAACUUCCAGUCCUCUAGUCUCCGAGAGCUGGACCUGAGUAACAAUGACCUGUGGGAUUCAGGAGUGAGGCUUUUCUCUGCAGGACUGAAAAAUCCACAUUGUAAACUGGAAUUUCUCAGUCUGUCAGGCUGUCUGAUCACAGAGGAAGGCUGUACGUCUCUGGCCUCAGCUCUGAGCUGCAACCCCUCCCAUCUGAGAGAGCUGGACCUGAGUUACAAUCAUCCAGGAGACUCGGGAAUGAAGCUGCUGUCGGCUGGACUUAAGGAUCCAGACUGGAGACUGGACACUCUCAGGGUGGAGCCUGCUGGAGAACAAUGGUUGACACCAGGCUGCUGUGCACAAAUGGUCUGA